CCGUCCCCUCCCCGCCGGUCACGAGGCCUCGCCGCGGACAAAACGCUCGCACGGGCCCCGUAGCCCCUGUCCAAAUCACGCAGCACGCCACCACUGACACACAGGAGAGAGAGAGAGGGUGGGGGAGGGAGGGAGGCGGCGGCGAGGCAAUGGCGACGCUGCCGCAGCGGUUCAAGCUGCUGGCGACGCGGUGCGCGGCGGGGGCGCCCAGCCCGUCGAGGAGCCCUGCGCCGGCGUACGCGACCGGGGCCGCCAGCCCGGGGUACCGCCUGCGCCGCCGGGCCCGGGGCGGGGCGGGGGCCAGCGCCAGGCGCCGCGGGCGCCUGCGCCGCUUCCUCUGCCGCCGCGGCGGCGGGAGUGGCGAAGGCGAGCCCCUGGCGGCCGCGCGGCGGGAGGAGGAGGACGACGACGUCAGGAGGCCGCUGUUCGGCGGGGGCCGGGCGGGCGGCGGGGGCCGCACGCUGCGGGAUCUGUUCGUGGCGUCCCCGGAGGCCGGGCGCCGCCGUGGGGGCUGCAGCUGCGACGAGGACGAGGACGGCGAGGAAGAUGGCGGCGGGAGGGCGGGCGCGGAUCCUGGCGGCGGCGGCGCGUGGCGGGGAAGCCGGAGGUUCGGCUCCGGCGGGCUGCGGAGCCUGCUGAUGCGGCGGAGCUGGCGGCCGGUGCUGGUGGCCAUCCCGGAGGCGGACGGCGGCAAGAUCGAGCUCGGCGCCAUCGAGGAAUAAUAAGAGAACUGAACUGAGCGAGUGCGGGCUGGAACGGAUGGGGGAUCCGAAUCCUCGCGACGUCGUCUUCCCCCUCCCUGCCUCUGUUCUUGUUUCCUCUGUUUCUUCUUCUCUCCUCCUUUCCGGGGCCUCACCGGAUAUCCUGUGGGUGACUGCCGGCGCGCUGUGAAUAUGACGCAAUUGAAAUGCCAAAUUACUCGCCAUUACUA
Panicum hallii is the source of this 931-nucleotide messenger RNA. Its product is annotated as rRNA 2'-O-methyltransferase fibrillarin-like. Lineage: Eukaryota; Viridiplantae; Streptophyta; Magnoliopsida; Poales; Poaceae. The transcript has a single exon. The coding region runs from base 150 to 722 and encodes 190 amino acids. The record is from RefSeq and is a predicted model, not a curated record.